AUGAAGAAAGUGGUAUUGAAAUUGGACCUCCAUGAUGACAAGGGGAAACAAAAGGCCAUGAAAGCUGUUUCUGGCUUAUCAGGAAUUGAUUCCAUUGCCAUGGACAUGAAGGAGAAGAAAUUGACAGUAACUGGAGAUAUUGAUCCUGUUGAUGUGGUGAGCAAGUUAAGAAAAAUCUGGCACACAGAGAUUUUGACUGUUGGACCAGCGAAAGAGGAGAAGAAAGAUCAGGAUAAGAAAGAUGAAGACAAAAAAGGAGGCGCCAAGAAAGAUGAAGGCAAGAAGGAUGGUGAGAAAAAGAACCCAAAUGAACAACAGAUGGCCGAGCUUAUGACAUCUUACAAAAACUACUACAGUUACAGUCCCUACCCACCUCAUUAUCAUUACCGUGCGGUAAGUGCUGAGGAGAAUCCAAAUGCUUGUGCUAUAUGUUAG
Dovyalis caffra is the source of this 435-nucleotide messenger RNA. NCBI's taxonomy places the organism in Eukaryota, Viridiplantae, Streptophyta, Magnoliopsida, Malpighiales, Salicaceae. The record is from the annotation of a GenBank genome assembly.